AAUAAUCCUAAUUCAAAGUUAAUAGAAACCGUCGGCAUGACCGGUCCGCAACCGACUGACUCGGCUUGAUUCAAAACUUGCAUCCAAGUUGAUCCUGCUGAGAUUCAUGGACAAUAUUCAUUCUUGUGAGCCCAACAUCGAUUUCCGAAAGUAGUCCAGGGCCCAGACGCUUUUGAGUAAAAUCCGUGGGCCUGGCCAAUUUGUAAAUCUUACAUUUGGUUUGGAAUUUGGAUGAGCAAAAGUCAAAUAUGUGGAAUCUAAUAUUGCGAUGGGGUCUCAAUCCGUGCUUUCCAGGAUCCUUGGGUGCCAGGUGACCCUCCGAUCAUUCCCAAAUUAGCUCCAGGUAACUCUAAUCCUGCUCUUUGUGUUUCAAGUCUUAUAGAUCCUGGUAAUAGAUCGUGGAAUUCUGCGGCUAUCCAUCAUUUUAUUGGUUCGACUUUGGCUGCCCUUAUCCAGGGGAUUCCGCUGUCUCAGCAUCUUUUGAAAGAUUCAAUUAUUUGGCAGUAUGAAUCCAGUGGGGUUUUCUCUGUUAAAUCUGCUUUUCAUCUUGCCUUUCAGUGUUGUCGUCCAAUUCCGUACAAAUCUAAUAUUGCUUUCAUGGAUCCUUCGGUUUGGAAUUGGAUUUGGGGAAGGAAAGUUCCGCCGAAGUUACACUUCUUCUUAUGGCAAUGUGUUCACAGAAUCCUCCCGACUCGUGAAGCUUUAGUAACGCGAGGGAUGGAUAUCAUUCCCAUUUGCCCGGUGUGUGGUAAGAAAGAAGAAACAAUUGAGCAUUUGUUUUUUCGUUGUCCGGCUGCUCUACAUUUAUGGAGGAUGGUGGGUAUGCAUAGGUAUCUAGGUCGUUGGGAAAAAAGAUCUUUCAUAGGUUUCAUCCGGUUCUCGUUGUUCAAGGAGAUUGGUGAAGAUUUAGACUACCUCUACCUGCAGGUAAUUUGUUUGUUAUGGAGGAUAUGGAAAAAUCGUUAUAAAGUUGUUUUUGAGUUCAAGCAGGUCCGUGUGGAAGAGCUUGCUGCACAAUGGAUGCACCAAGUACAGGAGAAUGACCAGGCCCUUCUGCAGAAUCACAGUACUGUGACUUCAGCAGCAACAACUCACUCCAAUACUCCUCAAGUGCCGCCAAAUGUGCUUUUUGUGGGCUCUUUUGAUGCAGGUACUAGACAGGGAGAGGACGAAUCAGCAGCUUUUGUCAUUCGUCACAUCUCUGGCGAUAUCAUCGCUGCUAAAGCGACUCGGUAUACUGCCUGCAGUGAUCCAUAUGUUCUUGAAGCUCUGGCCUUGCGUGAUUGUCUAGUGCAUUGUACUCAGGCUCAACUUCAGAAUAUCCACAUUCAAGGUGAUGCUAAAGUUAUUUUGGACAAAUGUCGAGCUGGCGACACGUGCGAUUCCAAGAUCGGGAUUUUGCUCCAGGAAAUUGUUUUGCUUCUUCAAGUUCUUUCCUCGGUCUCCCUCCAAUUUGUUGGACGUUUGAACAACAGAGUAGCUCAUUCGGUAGCAAAGCAUGCUCUGGGUUUGUCGCCUCGUCAGAUAGCGAGGUUCGACUAUGUUGCUUGGUUACGUAGUAGAUAGGUUUCUUGUAUCUGUGAACCUUGUUCGCCCUCUUUUUCAGAGGAAUCUAAUGGCAAAAAAAAAAGUCAAAUAUGUGGAGCCCCAUUAUACAAAAUGUUAUAUAUUCUUUGAUAAAAAAAUCAAGGCAAAAUUCAUCUGUGUAGUCAAAACUUUCACGUUUGUGACAAUAAUAGCCACUUUUUGGCGAAAUAUCGAAAAUAGCCAGAAUUUUGAAAGUUUUGUGACAAAGAUAGCCAUUUCCUUUUCAUACUUUAACGACGUUAGUGACACCGUUAGUCAAAUUAACGGAACGCUUACCUGGGUGCUAACUCACCAGACACAUCAUCGACAACUCAACAACACUUGCCACAAGGAUGCCAUGUAAUAUUUUAAACUAAAAAAAAUUAUUUUAUCAUCCUCUCUCAUCUCCCACCACUCGACGCUCGCUUCUCCUUCUCCCUCUGUUUUGUUCUCACUAGAGACGGAGAUGGCGAACUCGAUGACGAUGGCGAGCGACACUCCGACGCCAAAAACAAUCCCGUCUCGCAACUCCUCCCUUCGUCAUCUCCCUGCAAAAACCCAGCGGAAAGAAAAGCAAGAAUCCAACACCCGCUAUCCAAAAUCAGGGAUCCCCCCCCCCCCCAACCCUAUCAUUCUCGAACUGCUAUCCAGACCCCAAAAUCAGUUGAUCUGCUCUGUUCUUCCUCGUGCCUGAAACUCAGGGGAGCUGUCCCCAAAUCAAUAUCAUUGACUAGUGGGUUUAUCAGCCGAAAACCUCCAAUUUGGGAAUCGUUUAUCUUUACCGCCGGCGCCAUCCUCUUUGCUUCAUCUUGUCCGUGAUCAAAACCUAGAAUCGAUUGUUCUCUUCUAGCUCAAAUCGGCGGUUCUGUAGGGGAGAUCGCGCGACGGAAGAUGACGGCCAGAUCCAUCCCUUCUUCUCCUUCUUUUCUCCUCCCUCGAAGAUGCAGACGAAGACAAAUUGACGAGGCCCGAGACAGCGACGAUGAUGAUACUGCAACGACGACGAAGAUCUGGGUGCGAUGGCAUAUGGGCAGAUCGAUGGUGGCCGGUAGUGGGAGACCAUGGCGAGCAAAGUAGCAGGGGAAGAUCGAUUCGGGGGAGUUAACGGGCUGGAGAAGAUGAUGCGAAGGUGAGGGUGGUCUGACGCGUUUUGAUUUGAAGGGGAAGGAAGAGGAUGGCGAUUUGGGGAACGAGAAGGGUGGUUGACGGGUUUUCUUUGAAUUGUCAGAGACUUGGUUUAGGGACGGGAAGGGGAAGGAAGGAGAUAAUUUGGGGAACGAAGAUUUGGCUGGGGUAGGGAUGGGGAAGGAAGAGAGAUGGAGAGAGAGAGAAAAGAAAAAAUGACCACUGGGUUUAGUAUUUGCUUGGUCAAGACUCUGUUUCAAUAACGAAUUAGCAGGAAAUGAACGAGGGUCUCGACUUGAAAGUGAACCCGUAAAGGAAGACCUUGUAAAAGGACCAAAAGGUAGAGUGCGAGAAGUGUAAAAAAACUCUUUCUCCAAACAAAGAAGAACUAAUUUAUUCAGUAGAGUCUGAACAGAAAUUGUAAACAUUUUGAUGAAAUGACUUGUUUCGUCAUUAAAUAAAUCAAAAUUGCUCAUCCCAACUAGGGAUGACAAUUUUGACUUGAUCCGUUUUAUCCGACCUAAUUGACCUAUUUUGGGGCGGGUCUGACCCGCUCCGUAGGCGGGGCUGGGCAGGCAUGGUUACUCUCCCUCGACACGACCUGCCUUGACCUGCCCCAUUCUUGACCCGCCUUGCAUGACUUACAUGUAAUUCUAUUCAAAAUACUUCUAAUUUUACUUUUAUUACCACAUAUUUAGAUACAAUAAAGUUCUAAAUAUGUGAGAACCUGCUUUUUUAUAAAUAAUUUAACUACAUUUAUCAUAUUUUACUUUGUUUCUUGUGAUUUUAAUGAAAAAAUUUGAAUAUU
Molecule: messenger RNA, 3499 nt
Organism: Linum trigynum
Lineage: Eukaryota; Viridiplantae; Streptophyta; Magnoliopsida; Malpighiales; Linaceae
Source: the annotation of a GenBank genome assembly